Messenger RNA from Botrytis cinerea B05.10, 1978 nucleotides. RefSeq lists its product as hypothetical. The transcript has a single exon. NCBI's taxonomy places the organism in Eukaryota, Fungi, Ascomycota, Leotiomycetes, Helotiales, Sclerotiniaceae. Bases 367 to 1776 code for a protein of 469 amino acids. The record is from RefSeq and is a predicted model, not a curated record.
GGAAAUCGUUUUUACAUUCGUAUUCGUCACAAAAUCUCCCAGUACAAUUUCUGCAUGGUCACAUGUACUAGACUUUCUAUACACAAGCCCCUUUCCCUCUACCUUCGCAACAUACAGCAUAAACACUGACCAAUACCACCCCCUAAAGCUCUCACUCUCUGUAUUCUUUAUCCUAACACCAUCAAAUCCGGACUUGGACUCUUCUUUGUUCAACACCCAUUGCUCAAGCACCAUCCCCCAAGCAACAAAGACCGCUUUAUCCCAAGAAACCGACCAUAGAUCAAGCAUUCGACAACAAGCAAGCGCAAUGAUUAAUUCCCAUCCCAACUUCGCAUUUCCCCCGUUCAUCCACAAACGUCCCCAAAAAUGGCCGCAGAAUACGAACCCCACCACACAUUCGACAGCCGAGAUAUGUUCCAGCGCCCCCCCACCGGCGCCGACAUAAGCGACUACAUCCCCCUCCAAGUCGGCCGCGAAGACCCCGAAAAACUCACACCCUUCAACGUGAUCCGAUGGCUCUGCGUAUUCUUCGACCAGCAAGUUCCUCCACUCCCUGUCAUACCCCUGAAGGAUAUCGAGGAAAUUCCUGAUCAGCAACUCCAGGAAACCAUGGAUGAGUAUCGAAUCUUCACCCCGACAGUGAGGGGCGUGAAAUUAAACCCCUUUACCGAGAUUGGGAUCAAGGGCUUUCCGUUGAUUGAGGAUACGGUAUUUAAUGUCGUGCGCAGCUAUCCGGCCGAUGAACAGUAUAGGGGUCCGCAUAGUUUGAUUUGGCUGGUGUCAAAUUCGUAUUGGAGAGCGGGUAAUUAUAUAAUCUAUUUAACUCCUCUCUCCUUUCCCUCAGGAAAACAAAAGAAAACAAGCAAGAAGGCUAACACAACUCUAGUGGCCUGGGCCAUCUUCGGCAACUGGGAACUCUGGCCGCACGUAAAAGCCCAACACCGCCUCGUAUUCCAACAAGUACUCUCCACCCCCAACCACCCCCGACAUACGCUCUACCGGGGCCUGAACGAGAAGUUCAAAGGCCACAACAACCUCAACAUCAAAGAUCGUCUCGGAAUUCCCUACUGCGCCAUCCGACACGACGACAUCCAGCAGGUCACCGCCGACAUCUACGGUAUCUUCCUCGUCAUAUUCACAUUUCGACCCGAGGGCCAAGGGGUGAAUUUUCUUGGCUAUCAAAGCGAGCUAUCGGAACGCCACUAUGCGCCCACCCUCCGCGGCGAGUUCAACCGCCCGCAUGUACUCAUCCGGCUUUCCAUCAGCACCGUGCCCGAAAAGUUCGAAGAUCAUCCCGACGCGAAGCUGCUGCCCCUCUGGGAGAUAUACGAGCCGCUCAUGCUCAACAUGCCGAAUUUUCGGCACGCGGAUUUCAAAUACACACUUCCGACGGUUAAGAAUACACGAAAAUCAUUACCUCAUGAAGCGACUUUGCGGCCCGUGGAUUUCAACGGGGUGAAACAUCCGUGGAGAGCAGUGAAUGUUCCAUGGGAAAAAACGCAUUUGGCUCAACAAACAGGGAUUCCAAAUCCGCUUACACAGGUGUCGAAUUGGCCCGGCGCGAUUCCGAUAAAACCAAUGUCCCUGACGGUUGCGAUGGGAUGUAUACUUUUGGAAAAGGGAGAUCCGAAGGACCCAAAGUCUUGGGCUUAUCCGGUAGAUACUAUCAAGUGGAUAAGGCCAGACAAGAAAUUGCCAGAGGAAAAGGUAGAAAGUGCAGUGUUGGGAUCGUCUGCAGAAGCGGAAGCAACUAUGGAAUCCGUAUUUCCCGUGUAAUUAGCAAGGAGAUCUUUGUAAUAUAAAUGUCUGCUCUGCAUUUUUAGCAGAUGGAAAAAGUAUCUUUACUAGUGUUGUCAUAUCAUGACCAAUCGUAUAAUACUAUUUGGCAUGAUGAAUAGAGUAUACUCCGAUUGAUAAUCCUCUCAAAGGAACUUGUUUAAUGCCUCCUUUUAAUCACAAUCAAAAAAUUCCGUACACA